CUAUUUUUGGCCAGAGCGUUAGCUGAUUGAGUUUUGUACCCUCCCUGUCUUUUUGGCAAGCAAUUGUGCGGAUAGCUCGGGAAAAGAGUGUUGUCCUUCCCGGUGGGAUGAGAAGACAGCUGUCGCAAAAUACUUUUCCAAAGAAGCGUCACUGGACGCGUCUUAAAUAAUCCACUCGUUGGCAGAAGCGCACUGCGCUGUGGCGCACCUUACCCGCUGCUGCCUCAGUUCCUCUGGGAAAAGAGACUCCAACGCCGGAUUGCUUUUGAAGAAAUUUCGAAUAAAUCGUAUCGUUCCUCAGUUUUUGUUUCCACAAUUGUUGACAACUUCAUUGUAAAAAUAUUUUAAGAAUAAGAAGGCGCGUCCCAGAAGACCAUGGAGACUAACCCUAUACCCAUUUUGACUAUCCAAACGUCCCCUUUCGAUGACCAGAGACCAGGGACAAACGGCCUGAGAAAGAAGACAGCUGUUUUUGAGAGUAAAAAGAACUAUCUUCAAAAUUACAUCCAAAGUGUCCUUUCCUCCAUCGACUUGAGGGACCGUCAGGGAUGCACGAUGGUUGUAGGCAGCGAUGGAAGAUACUUCAGCCGGGCAGCAACUGAAGUUAUCGUGCAGAUGGCAGCUGCCAACGGGAUUGGACGUCUGGUCAUAGGACACAACGGGAUCUUGUCGACUCCAGCUGUGUCCUGCAUCAUCAGGAAGAUAAAAGCCAUUGGUGGGAUAAUCCUCACUGCGAGCCACAGUCCAGGAGGCCCAGGAGGAGACUUUGGGAUCAAAUUCAAUGUCGCUAAUGGAGGUCCGUCUCCAGACACAGUGAUGGAGAGAAUCCAUCAGGUGAGUCGCACACUAGAGGAAUACGCUAUCUGCCCUGACCUUCACAUCGACCUGUCCCGCCUCGGCCGUCAUGACUUUGAUUUGGAGAACAAGUUCAAGCCCUUCAGAGUUGAGAUUGUAGACUCUGUUGAGAUCUAUCUGAACAUGCUGCGAGGGAUUUUUGACUUUGGUGCGAUUAAGAGCUUGCUGACAGGACAACAGCUGAAGAUCAGAAUAGAUGCCAUGAAUGGAGUUAUGGGACCCUAUGUCAGAAGAAUCCUAUGUGAUGAGCUCGGGGCUCCAGCUAACUCUGCUGUUAACUGUGUCCCACUGGAGGACUUUGGAGGCCAACACCCCAACCCUAACCCUGCAUUCGCUGCAUCACUGGUGGACUCUAUGAAGGGGGGAGAGUUCGGAUUUGGGGCUGCUUUCGAUGCAGACGGGGAUCGUUACAUGAUUAUGGGUCAGAAUGGAUUCUUUGUGAGUCCGUCAGAUUCACUGGCAGUGAUGGCUGCAAACCUUUCCUGCAUCCCUUACUUUAGUCAGAGGGGAAUCCGAGGCUUUGCCCGCAGUAUGCCAACCAGCACUGCCAUUGACAGGGUUGCUAAGGCAAUGAAGGUAGCACUUUACGAAACUCCCAGUGGCUGGAGAUUCUUUGGCAACCUGAUGGACUCUGGGAGGUGUUCAUUUUGUGGAGAGGAGAGCUUUGGAACAGGCUCGGACCACAUUCGAGAUAAAGAUGGCCUGUGGUCAGUACUGAUAUGGUUGUCCAUCAUGGCUGUUCGUAAGCAGGGGGUGGAAGAAAUAGUAAGAGAUCACUGGGCCAAAAUGGGACGCAACUACUUCUGCAGGUUUGAUUAUGAAGGUGUGGAUGGCAGGGCGGCACAUUACCUCAUGAAAGAUUUGGAGGCUGUUAUCACUGAUAAAGCCUUCACCAGUCAGAAGUUUGCAGUGGGCAAUAAUAUCUACAGUGUGGAGAAGGCCGAUAAUUUUGAAUACAUCGACCCAGUGGAUGGCAGUGUUUCUAGGAAACAGGGCCUAAGAAUAAUUUUCACUGACUCUUCCCGAAUAAUAUUACGGCUCAGUGGUUCUUGUGCUGGAGCUGGGGCCACCAUCCGCAUCUAUGCUGAGAGCUACGAGAGAGACCCCGAGAGACACAGCAGAGAGACUCAGGUUGUGCUGGGCCCUCUCAUUGCCAUUGCUCUAAAGAUCUCGAACAUCCAUGAACGAACUGGAUGCAAAGGCCCCAAUGUCAUCACCUGAGACCAACCCAGCACUGCACACCAGGGGCCAAAAUCACGAGACUUUGUCUCCUCGCUUUCCUGUUUCUGCAACACCACAAAGAAUGUGCCAGCUGUUUGUUUUGCUGCUGUUUUUCCAUAUGUUUUUCCUCCAUCUGUACAAGGGCCCCUGUUAAGCUGUCACUUAUUUUGCACAUUUAUACACUCAUGUAAACCACAAAAAAUUCAAAUUGGAGAAAAGAUUUUUCUCUACGCUAACACAAAAAGCGCCUGUAUGACAUGGAGGUUAUAUAUAGCUCACCUAGUAUUUUCAAUAUGCUGAUUUGAAUCAGCUGGGGUCUAAAUCCAAAGUAUGGUGAAUUUGGUGUAACUGAGUGCUUUUGUUUACAAUGUAGCUGAGCUGUUACAAAGAAAUUUAUUCAAGACAAUCGAUUAAAUGAGGGAGCAAUGCUGUUCAGUAGAAAAGCAAAAAAGAAUCUAUGUGAUUCUACUGCUAGAGGUUAUAUCCAACAGUGAGCCACAACACUUAAAGAAUAAUUAUAAAAGUUGUCUUGGUUUUGUUGCUACAGAUGUUACAUCCUGCUUUUAAUCUGUUAACACUGGGUGUGAUUUGCAAUUUUCUGACCACUUUCUGAAAUGUGAAGUCUUGAACCAUCCUCAAAAUGAACCUGUGACAUGAUUCGAAAUGAGUACAAGGUUUUUUGUUUUUAUUUUUUCCCUUUUGUGUCCUAUCUGGCAUGUUGCCAUGUAUAUCUGAGUACCUCUGACACUUUCACAGAAGAAUGCUUGAAAAUUAAAAUUAAGAAUAACAUACUUCAAAGUUUAAUUUGCCCAAUGAAACCCUUUUAACUCAAAAUUUUAACUUAAUAAUUUCUAGUAAUGAUUCUUUAAUACAGUGUUUGCUCUAAAUUUAAAAUCUUGCAUGAUCAGCUGUCUGCGUAUAAGAUGGAUUGGUAAAACUUUACAAUAAGGGUCCAUUUGUUUACAUUAGUUAACAACGUUAGUUAACAUGAACUAACAAUGAACAAUACUUUUACAGCAUUAAUGAAUCAUGUUUACAGUUUAUGCACUAUGAACAAACAAUGAAAAGUUUUGUUUUUAUUAACUAACAUUAAUAAAUACUGUAAACGUAUAUUCAUUUAUAUUUAUAGGUUUAUUGUUACUUCAUGAUACCUAAUGAAUUAACUAAUGUUAACAAAUGGAAUCUUAUUGUUAAUUGUUACCGAUGGAUUAUGUGCAUUCCAUUGUGUGAUGAGAGCUUUGUUUUGACUCUUUAGUGUUUGAAGUACAUUACUAUUAUUAUUACUAUCAUCAUCAUUAUUAUUAUAUAACAAUUGUGUCUAUUGUAUUACAUAAAUGCAUUCAGUAUUUAUGCAAGAGUUUAAUGUAUUGCAAAUAAACUGGCAGGCAAAAGUUUGGAAUAAUGUACAGAUUUUGCUGUUUCAGAAGGAAAUUGGAACUUUAAUUCACUAAAGUGGCAUUCAACAGAUCACAAAGUAUAGUCAGGGCAUUACUGAUGUAAAAAAAACAGCACCAUCACUAUUUGAAAAAAGUAAUUUUUUAUAAAAUCUAGACAGGCCCCAUUUCCAGCAGCCAUCACUCCAACACCUUAUCCUUGAGUAAUCAUGAUACAUUGCUAAUUUGGUAUUAGAAAAUCACUUGCCAUUAUAUCAAACACAGUUGAAAGCUAUUUGGUUCAUUAAAUGAAGCUUAACAUUGUCUUUGGGCUUGUUUUUGAGUUGCCACAGAAUGCAAUAGACUGGCAUGUCUUAAGGUCAAUAUUAGGUCAAAAAUAGCACAAAAGAAACAGCUUUCUCUAGAAACUCGUCAGUCAAUCAUUGUAUUGAGGAAUGAAGGCUAUGCAAUGCUUGAAAUUGCCAAAACGUUUAAGAUUUCAUUCAAAGGUGUACACAACAGUCUUCAAAAGACAAAGGACUACUGGCUCUAAUAAGGACAGAAAGAGAUGCGGAAGACCAGAUGUGCAACUAAACAAGAGGAUAAGUACAUCAGAGUUUCUAGUUUAAGAAAUAGAUGCCUCACAUGUCCUCUGCUGACAGCUUCAUUGAAUUCUGCCCGCUCAACACCAGUUGCAUGUAAUACAGUAAAGAGAAGACUCAGGGCUACAGGCCUUAUGGGACGAUUUGCAAAGAAAAAUCCACUUUACAAACAGAAAAACAAAAGGUUGUGGGCAAAGAAACACAGACAAUGGACAGCAGAUAAUUGGAAAAGAGUGUUAUGGAUCUUAACCCCAUUGAGCUUUUGUGGGAUCAGCAAGACUGUAAGGAGCGUGAGAAGCACCAGAGUAUCUGGACAAACUGACAGCUAGAAUGCCAAGGAUCUGCAAAGCUGUCAUUGCUGCACAUGGAGGAUUUUUUGAUGAGAACACUUUGAAGUAAUUUUCAAAUCGUAAUAGUCAUUUUUCACGUUAUUAAUGUCCUGACUAUAUAUUGUGAUCAGUUGAAUGACACUUUGGUGAAUAAAAGUACCAAUUUCUUUCCAUAAGAGCAAAAUCUGUAUAUUAUUCCAAACUUUUGGCCACCAGUGUGCAGUGUUUGAGUGCAUUUGACAGAUUCUUUUAUUUUAUUUUGCAGAUCCUUAAAAUUGAAGGUUUGCCCUCUAAAACCCUUCUGAUCGGCACAAUCGCCCUGUACAGAUUUUAAGGAAUCAAAGGUGAAAUAAAAUUUCACCAACUACUUCGGCAAAAGAAAGAAUGAAAAUUAAACAAAUUUCCUUAGCUGUGAUUAAUUUUGUAUCCUAAAUCGUGCAAAUAAACUUGAUCUUU
Xyrauchen texanus (razorback sucker) is the source of this 4836-nucleotide messenger RNA. Its product is annotated as phosphoglucomutase-like protein 5. NCBI's taxonomy places the organism in Eukaryota, Metazoa, Chordata, Actinopteri, Cypriniformes, Catostomidae. Gene Ontology annotation, cellular component: sarcolemma; cytosol; adherens junction. The transcript has 12 exons. The coding region runs from base 376 to 2076 and encodes 566 amino acids. Gene Ontology annotation, molecular function: phosphoglucomutase activity. The record is from RefSeq and is a predicted model, not a curated record. Gene Ontology annotation, biological process: myofibril assembly; striated muscle tissue development; carbohydrate metabolic process.